Molecule: messenger RNA, 4119 nt
Organism: Emys orbicularis (European pond turtle)
Lineage: Eukaryota; Metazoa; Chordata; Testudines; Emydidae
Gene: ZNF827
Product: zinc finger protein 827
Exons: 14
Coding region: 1-4119 (1372 amino acids)
Biological process (GO): positive regulation of transcription by RNA polymerase II
Cellular component (GO): nucleus
Source: RefSeq, a predicted model, not a curated record
AUGUCAUCUGAGAAAGAGGCUCAGAAGAAUGAUUUCUUAGGCAGAAAGAUAUACUCCUCGCUUACUCUGGGAAUUCAAGUUGCUAAUUAUCAGCCCAUCACGGCUAGAUACCAGAACUUAUGGAUCUGGAUGUUUCUCUUCAUGAUCUUCUCUUUGAGGAGCAGGGAUGGUACUAGACAGGAGGAAGUGGAAGGUGAACUUAGUGAAGAAGAACACUGGUUUGGAAACUCUUCAGAGACCCCAUCGGAAGCAUCAUAUGGAGAAGUCCAGGAAAACUUCAAGUUAUCUCUUGAGGAUAGAAUCCAGGCGCAGUCCACUUCUCCGGAUACUUCUCUGGGAAGUGCAACUCCUAGCAGCAACACGCUGGAGCUGAUAGCUAUUGAAAAUGAGGCUUUAAGAGAGACAUUACAGAGCAAAGAACACCUUUCUCCUGAUGUGUCAUCUUUGUGUGAAGAUGAAUCUCCUGGCCCAAAUAAGCCACUGAGCAGUAACCUGAGAAGGCUUCUGGAGGCCGGUUCUCUCAAGCUGGACACUGCUGUUACAGUCAAUGGCAAGGUCGAGUCCCCUGUAAAUGUUGGUUCAAAUCUCUCCUUUUCUCCACCUUCUCAUCAUGCCCAGCAGCUAAGUGUUCUUGCCAGAAAGCUUGCUGAGAAACAGGAACAAAAUGACCAAUACAAUGCAAGUAAUCGGUUUAUAUGGAAUCAAGGUAAGUGGUUGCCAAACUCAACCACCACCUGUGGUUUGUCCCCAGAUUCAGCUAUCCUGAAAUUGAAAGCCGCAGCCAAUGCAGUUCUUCAGGACAAAUCACUUUCAAGGACUGAAGAUACUAUAAGAUUUGAAUCCUUUUCUUCACCUUUUAAUUCUCAGUCUGCCAGCUCAACCUUAGCAGCUUUAUCAAAGAAAGUUAGUGAAAGAAGCAUGACUCCUGGGCAGGACCACCCACCUCCAGCCAGUUCUUUCCUUUCCCUGGCCUCAAUGACCUCCUCAGCUGCCCUACUCAAGGAGGUGGCUGCAAGGGCUGCAGGCAGCCUGUUGGCUGAGAAGAAAAAGUCACUAGUUGCAGAGGAUCCCCUGCAGAUUUCAGAGAUGAAGCAAGAGAAAGUAACUCCACCACAGUCUUUGGAAUUAUUGCUACUUCCAGUCCCUAAAGGAAGAAUUUCUAAGCCCACUAAUACAGCCUCAGAAGAAGAAGGAGGAAAACCUUUUCAGUGUCCAAUCUGUGGGUUGGUUAUAAAGAGGAAGAGUUACUGGAAACGACACAUGGUGAUUCAUACAGGUUUAAAAAGUCAUCAGUGCCCACUCUGUCCAUUUCGCUGUGCACGCAAGGACAAUCUCAAAUCACACAUGAAGGUUCAUCAGCACCAAGACAGGGGAGAAACCUUCCAAUGCCAGCUAUGCCCUUUCACUUCUUCACGCCACUUCAGCCUGAAACUCCACAUGCGUUGCCAUCAGCACUUCCUCAGGACAGAAGCGAAAGUGAAAGAGGAAAUCCCAGAAACUGAAGUCAAGGGGUCGCCACAGCUAAAUAAUGAUUCCUGCCCUGGGCAACAGAGGGAAAGAGGAUCUGAGCUUACAGGGACAGCAUCUGUGUCUAAAACACUUGAGGUGGCUGGGCAGGCCAGUGCUGGUGUCCCACCUUUAGUAGUAAAGGAAGAACCCAAAGAUGACAACAGCAUCUCAGCUACAUCCUUUGCUUUCAGCACUGUUGACAGAGCCAUGAACAACACAAAGCUGAAAGACUCCUCUGACUAUGUGGCCAAUACAGCCUCAGCACUAUUCAGCCAGGACAUCUCUGUCAAGAUGGCAUCAGAUUUUCUCAUGAAGCUGUCAGCUGCAAAUCAAAAAGAGCCCUUGACUGCUACAUUUAAAGUGAAAGACGAGCCUCGGGAUGAAGAAGCUGCAAGCUCAACCUUGUCUCAGUCCAGCUAUAUGUUCAACCAGGGACCCGAAGCCUCAGCCCCAAGCAUCCCUGAGGAGACUGUCAAGCCACAGGAAGUGCAGACAAAUGUGUUAAGGCAGGACAUGUCCGUCAAGGCAGCAUCUGAGCUCCUCAUGAAGCUAUCAGCUGAAAGUUACAAGGAAACCCAGAUGGUAAAGAUUAAAGAAGAACCAAUGGAAGUUGACAUUCAUGAGUCCCAGCCCUCAAUUUCACCCAGCCAGACUGUUGGUUACAGCACUUUAUUAGGGAGAGAGAUUACUGAACACAUACAAAAGGUACCAGAGGGCCGAGUGCUCCCGGAGAGAAACCUCUUCAGCCAGGAUAUAUCAGUGAAGAUGGCUUCAGAGCUGCUCUUCCAACUGUCAGAAAAGGUGAGCAAAGAGCACAAUCACACUAAAGAUAACACCAUCAGAACCACAACCAGCCCUUUCUUUUCUGAAGAUACAUUUAGACAAUCGCCAUUCACUUCCAACUCAAAAGAUCUCCUGCCCAAUGAAACUGCUCUUCAUGGAAGGAUAUCAGCACCAGACACAGAAAGGAUAGGGCUGGAUGCAGGAAACGGAUUGCCAUCUUGGAAAUUUAAUGACCAGCUCUUUCCCUGUGACGUGUGUGGAAAAGUGUUUGGCCGACAGCAGACAUUGUCCCGACAUCUCUCACUGCACACAGAAGAGAGAAAAUACAAAUGCCAUUUGUGCCCCUAUGCUGCUAAGUGCCGUGCUAAUCUGAACCAGCACCUGACUGUCCAUUCUGUGAAGUUAGUGAGUACAGACACUGAGGACAUUGUCAGCGCUGUCACUUCUGAAGGCAGUGGAAAGAAGCACCCUUAUUAUUACAGCUGUCACGUAUGUGGAUUUGAGACAGAGAUGAAUGUCCAGUUUGUCAGUCAUAUGUCCCUUCACGUGGAUAAAGAGCAGUGGAUGUUUUCUAUUUGCUGCACAGCCUGCGAUUUUGUCACCAUGGAAGAGUCAGAUAUGAAGGCUCAUGUCAGCACCAAGCACACAGGUGAAGAGCGGAAGACACCCAGUGAAUCAAACAGCCCUUCUUCAUCUUCUCUGUCAGCACUUAGUGAUUCUGCCAAUAGCAAAGAAGAUGCAGAUGUUACCCAAAAAAACAAGGGUUCAAACAACCUACUAGUAAUUUCCGUAGUGCCUGGUAGCCAGACCUUAUUGAACACUGAAGAGAAAUCAGAGAAAGGUUUUGAAUGUGUUUUCUGUAACUUUGUCUGCAAAACAAAAAACAUGUUUGAGCGCCAUUUGCAAAUCCACCUGAUUACACGGAUGUUUGAGUGUGACGUGUGCCAUAAGUUCAUGAAGACACCUGAGCAAUUAUUGGAGCACAAGAAAUGCCACACUGUCCCCACCGGUGGGCUCAAGUGCCCAUUCUGCAUUUACUCCACAAAUCGCCCUGCAGCAAUGGAAUGCCACCUGAAGACCCACUACAAGAUGGAGUACAAGUGUCGGAUCUGCCAGAUAGUGAAAGCAAAUCAGCUGGAGCUAGAAAUGCACAUCCGGGAACAUCGUCUUGGUAACCAUUACAAAUGUGACCAGUGUGGCUAUCUUUCAAAGACAGCCAACAAGCUGAUAGAGCAUGUGCGUGUCCACACUGGGGAGCGCCCUUUUCACUGUGACCAGUGUAGCUACAGCUGCAAACGCAAAGACAAUCUCAACUUACACAAGAAACUGAAGCAUGCUCCACGCCAGACUUUCAGCUGUGAUGAGUGCCUGUUCAAGACCACCCACCCUUUUGUCUUCAGCCGCCACGUGAAGAAGCACCAGAAUGGGGACUGCCCCGAAGAAGAGAAGAAGGGCCAGUAUUCAACCUCUAAGCAAGCCAGCCCUCUCCUAACAGUCAAUAGCUCCAGGAACCUCUUGUCACCCCUCUCAGUCAUGUCUGCCUCCCAGGCUCUGCAAACGGUGGCCAUGUCAGCUGCACACAGCAGUGGAGCAGAGCCAAACUUGGGAGUGAAGGCCUUGGCCAUAAAUGGCACCUCUUUGUGCUUUGAUAAAUACUGGAACUCUGAUUUUGCCCAUCUCAUUCCCUUAACAAUGUUUUUCCCCAAGAACCACUUUGAUCUCACAUUUCAUCCACCCAGACCUCAGACUGCACCUCUAGGUGGCACCUCACCUAAACACUCCUUCCUCGCCUACCUUGGACUAACAGAAAGGGCAGAAACUGUCUGA